UCAGAUAUGCUGGAUACCAGGUCAUUCUAAUAUCAUAGGAAAUGGGAUGGCUGAUAAGGACUUGGCCACAUCGAGGGACCUGAAUAGCCAAAAUCGGUGGCCGUUAUGUGCUUGAGCUUCACGGCGGCAGCGGCGGCCGAGACGCAGCAUCAAUAGUGAUCGACGGUGGGAAAGGGAGGGGCGCGCGUGCUACGGCGAUAAGAGUCGACCGCGGGGGGGCACUCGGCGGCGCGGCGAUGACGCGGCCACGUCGGCGGUCAAAGGUCGAGGUGAUAACGACAGCUGYGGUGCACCCAGCAGCAGCGGCAGAACCGAAUCGAAAACCAUCGCGGCACCUCGAACGCGAUACGACAGUGUGACGGCGUUGGGCGUGUGGCUCGAAACAUAAAACGGUUCACGUUGCCGAAAUAUAUCGUGAUCCGUCCAAAGACGACGACGACGACGAUAUAACAACAGCAAAAAUAAUAACAACGAUAACAAAAACGACAAAAAUUAUAGUUGCAACAUCUGUGGAAAAAAAUUUAAGCAUAAAACAAUUGUAUAAACACUGUCGGGUGGCGGGAGGGCGCGGCGUAGGGCACUUCGCCGCCGCCGGUUUGUCAGCGACGCGUAGCAGCAGAUCCGAUGCGUCCGGCGCUCACGCCGCCGCCGUUCGUCAAAGCCGUCUGCAGCAGCUUUACCACCGCGUCGUGUUCUCAUCGGACCAGCCGCAGCCGCAGCCGCAGACGCCGACGUAUCCGUAACGACAACGCACUGCCACCAUGAAACUCCGUGAUCGAGUGGUGAUCGGCUUCUGCCUGUCAUUAGCACUAGUCACCGUGCUCUUCGUGGUCGACCUGCAGAACGAGAAUGUCCGUCGGCAGGCCGUGAUCGUGUCCGACGACGACGGUACGUCACAUUUCCACGGCCGGUCUGACCGGUCCCGGGACGCUAACGAAGCGCAAUCCGCCUGGAACGCGGCCACGUCGUUCAUCGUGUCCACGCUGAUGCCGUCGAGACAACCGGCGCAGCCAACGCGUCCCGGCGCGCCGCAACCUUACCCGCACACCGCCGGCGAACGCCCGAAGCCCGAGGUUCCCGAUCUGUACGCCGCGGAUAGGUUCGCUGAUCUCACCGAGCGCCUGUCCCGAUCGUCCGAAUCACGGUGGCAUCGCGGCAAAGUACCCGACUGGACGRUGGUUCGGGACGUGAUCGUCGACGACACUGUCGUUGACGGGACCACCAGCAACGAGUACAUCGCCGAGUAUUUGGAAGACGGUUUGCGGUAA
Messenger RNA from Diuraphis noxia (Russian wheat aphid), 1268 nucleotides. Its product is annotated as extracellular serine/threonine protein CG31145. The record is from RefSeq and is a predicted model, not a curated record. Lineage: Eukaryota; Metazoa; Arthropoda; Insecta; Hemiptera; Aphididae. Gene Ontology annotation, molecular function: protein serine/threonine kinase activity. Gene Ontology annotation, biological process: protein phosphorylation. Gene Ontology annotation, cellular component: Golgi apparatus.